Messenger RNA from Paramecium pentaurelia, 1059 nucleotides. Lineage: Eukaryota; Ciliophora; Oligohymenophorea; Peniculida; Parameciidae. The record is from the annotation of a GenBank genome assembly.
UAAUGUUACGAUCCAUUUAAUAAGGAUUCUCAAACUUGGCUAAAGCAAAUCCUCUUAAAAAUGGAUUUAGGUUUGAGAAUUAAAAUCUCACUUGGACAUUUGGAGAAUUUGAAGUAAUGGUUAAUUGUAUUCUGAGACCCAUUCAAGUGCUUUUGCAUAUGGAUUGAUUGAAUAAGGCUGGAAACAAGGAGAUAAAAUAUUGUUUUUAUUGGGUCGAUCAAAUACUAGUGAAGCAGCUGCUGCUUUUGUGGGAGCUGCUAAAGCUGGAGUAACUGUAAUACCAUUUAGAUCUAAUAAUCAAAAUGAGAUUGAAAAUACAAUUGGAGUUAUUAAUCCUAAAGGGAUUGUAUUUUCUCCAAACUAAUUGAUAGGAGAAACUAAAUUUAUUGAAGUGCUUAAAAAUUUAGUGCCAGAGACUUCAUAAAGUAAUUAAUUUAAUUUAUUUAUUUUUUAAGCUUAAUCUGGUUAGAUUCUGAAAAGUAGUAAAUUUAGCAAUCUAAAAUGGUUAAUCCAUACUGGAUUUUAUUCUUAUCCUGGCACUUAUAAAUUUAGAGUAUAAAAAUAAUAAAUAUUUAGGAAUCUCUAGUUUAUGCAUCAAGAAAUUUUAAUAGACUUUCUCUUCCAUCAAAUACAGGUCCAAUUACAGCUGUCUUAAAGAAUGGAUAAUUAUAGAAUUAUUCUUAUUAAGAUUUGGUAAAAUUGAGUGAAAAGGUCUCUGGAUCACAACAUGUAAUCAUAUCAGGAGAUCCUUAAACUGUUACAAACUUUUCUAUAGGUAUAUUUAAUAGAGUUAUGGAAAUAGUUAUUGGAGGAUUGGAGAGAGGAUAUAAUACAGUUUUUACAGGUGGUGAUAAUUUAAAUAAAGUAUAAAAGAUUCUUUAGUAUUAUGGAAAUUACAGUCUUGUUGUUGAUGAUUCGGUGUUAGGAGAACAUUAAGUUAAAAUUUGUUAUAUUUUUAUUAUAGAAAUUAGAUGUUAGCAAUCUAUAAAAUUUGUUCACUACAGGUGAUGUCAACAAGGCUUAAGACAUAUUCUAAAAACAAGCCAUUUAAUUAUGAAA